Messenger RNA from Diprion similis, 2090 nucleotides. Its product is annotated as KIF-binding protein-like. Lineage: Eukaryota; Metazoa; Arthropoda; Insecta; Hymenoptera; Diprionidae. The record is from RefSeq and is a predicted model, not a curated record. The transcript has 6 exons. The coding region runs from base 142 to 1980 and encodes 612 amino acids.
UCAAGUCGAAACAAGCAAGUGUUAAAAAUCCUAAAGUGUGAUGUUUCCUACGAAUUUAUUUUACUCUCUCAGAAUAUAUUUAUCAUUUUUAAAUUAAUUUUAUAGGAGCAAAACGAGAAACGUGGUAUAUAUAUUACAAUAAUGGAGGAAAGUCAGACUUCAAUGAAAUCCAAUUUUGAAUUUCUGCACGAGCAGUUUCAGCACAUAAAAAAGUUCCAAAAGGUUGAAGAUUGUAGUGAUAAAAACGACCUUUCUGUCAAUCUGUCUGAGGAAAUGAAAAAUGCAAUUGAGCCUUUAAUUGAGAUGAUUAAUAGUAUGAUGAUUCCGGACAGUCCCAUGAGCUUACGACUGUUGGCAAUGAAGACAACUCUCUCUUAUGAACAAUCAAAAAUACUUAUGAAUCUGAAUGAAGAAAAAGCUGCCGAAAAAGUUUUGGACGAUGUGUUAGACAGUAUAAAAAAUGUGAUGUUCAAACCAGAAAUAAUAUUCCUGACGUUGAGAAUAAUAAAUCACUAUUCAUAUUUGCUUUCAAAGCAAGAGGAGUUUGAGAAACCCAAACAACUCUUGGAGUUGGCAGAGUCUACUUAUAAAAGUUUAAAAAAACAGAAUUCUCAUAUAAAGUUUUACACCAGCGAUGAUCUCUUUUCGCCUGAUACUGCCAUACACCCUACUUCGAAUUCUAGUAACAAGUUGGAGCGUUUAGUUACAAAUAAUUUACAGAUGCUUGGUUACAUUUAUAACAAAAAGGGGCUAUAUGACAAAUUUGCUGAAUAUCAUCAUGAGGUACUUCGAAGACAACUUGAAAUGAAUGACGGAGAUGUCACAUUGUGGGCACUAAAGUCUGCUAGACUUGCCUCAUACUUUCUCACCAAAAAUAGAUUCAACAUCAUGAAGAAAUCAGUAUCUACCAAACACAUUGCUGGUACUGUACGAGCAAUAGACGCAAGACAUCAUUUAGCUGCCGCAAUAUACAUGCUCUACAAGUAUGAAAAGGAACUCAAAGCAUUGAAAUCAUCUAACAGCACGAUAAUGAAAAUUUUGAUAAACAUUAUAGUACAGUAUACUUAUAGGUGGGAACAGUUACAGCGCAGAUUUGCAGACAUUGCCAAAUGUUGGGUCAAAUAUGGUCUAUUUUUAUUCAGUGUUUCCAAAACGAGUAUCGUAUCUUCUUUAUUGGAUACAGAGCCAAAUCAAAUUUUGGAAAAACCCUGGUCCACCCCUUUCAUAACCAGCAACGAAUGUAAGCCAUCAACAUCAAAAGAAACAACAAUGAAAUAUAGCUUUGAGAGCAAUAACAAGGAAGUUCCAGUCACCCGAAGUUUCGAAGAUAUGGUUUAUGAAAAAUCCCAAUUCUGCAGUGAAAAAUUGCCUUCAUCACUGUCAUUCAACUUUGCAGGGCCAUUUUUAUUGUUUCCAUCAUUGGAUAUUGCUGAGUAUGAGGAGCAAGUGACAGCUUCUCCUGUACAGACAGCAACGCAAGCUAGAGCACUUUUUUUGUACACACACUCCUGGUUGAAAAGGGCCAAGGUAUUUUAUACUUUACAAGACCAUCCCAUGGACUACGUCAGUGUAAUACUAGAUCUUAGCGAACUCUACAAACACCUCACAUUUUACGAAGAAGAUAUUGAGAGUCAGUAUGCCAUACAAAAACUACGGGCUGAUGCUCUAGAAUCGCUUAGCGCUGUCCUCAGAGAAAUGCGUCCGCAAUGCUACAUUGCAGUAUCGGUCGAGCUCUUACGAGAACUGGCAGAAGUCCAUUUAGAAAUGAUGGGCCUAAAUUUGAAACGCAUUUAUGUUGCUCAAGAGGCUGCACCUGAGGCAAGUGACAUGACUGUUCGUAAAAUGGAAGCUCUUGCGGAUAUGCAUUCCAAAUUGGAGCAGUUCGGAGAUAAUGUUGGAUGUAACAUAGAUCCUGUAGAAUCGGGAUUAAUGCCUGUCUCUGACAUGGCUGGUGAUGUUUGUCAGUUUAUCAAUACGUAAUUUAGCAAGCUGUAUUUAGUUAUUGAAGAAGAAUUUAUACACAAAAAAUAUGCACACCAUCUAUUCCAAAAUCGAUAUUUUAUUUGAAACGAUUUUUUUUACUGUACAAA